Anopheles funestus (African malaria mosquito) is the source of this 7132-nucleotide messenger RNA. RefSeq lists its product as uncharacterized. Lineage: Eukaryota; Metazoa; Arthropoda; Insecta; Diptera; Culicidae. The record is from RefSeq and is a predicted model, not a curated record. The transcript has a single exon. Gene Ontology annotation, biological process: DNA integration. The coding region runs from base 108 to 4007 and encodes 1299 amino acids. Gene Ontology annotation, molecular function: nucleic acid binding.
AGACUAAGAAUAAAGAGUGAGUCGAUAAAUAGCACUCGAACGAGCAACACCUAACUCCAUAAUAGUUGGCGACGAGGAAAAAGCAAACGAAAAGUCAAAUAUUAGUCAUGUCGUUAAUCGGAGAAAUUGAACCAUUUGUCAUGGGCGAAAGCAUCAGGGAGUACUUGGAACGUAUUGAUAUUUUUUUCCAAGUUAACGAGGUGGAAGAUUCAAAGAAAACAGUGAUGUUGUUAACGUUGGGAGGAGCAUCGCUGUAUAGCCUCAUAUCAAAGAUGGUGUUGCCUGAACAGCCAAAGACGCUAAACUACGAGAAGCUGUGCAUUAAGCUGCAAGAGCAAUUGGAACAGAAAGUCAACGUAGUGGCGGAACGGUUCAACUUUAGAAACUGUCUACAAAAAGAUAGUUCUGUUGCGGAGUACAUCGUGGAACUGAAAUCGCUCGCACAAUCGUGUAAAUUCACGUGCUGUCUAAAGGAAAGCUUGCGAGAUCAAUUAGUAGUUGGUGUCCGAGAUGAAGGACUAAGGAAACGUCUUCUUCGAGAGUCCGAGUUAACAUUCGAGAGUGCAGAAAAUAUCGCCAGAACAUGGGAAGCUGCGGAUGAACAAAACGAAACAUUUACAUCGAAAGAGAAACCGAGGGAAAUGGCGGUGAUUAAGUGUGCGCCAAAACGAAGCGUCGGUCCAAAAGUGCACUACCACCGUGGGAACAGUACACCUUUACAUCAACAGAGCUACACGCAUAAGCAGGAGAGCAAGCAGCAGCAGCAGCAGCAGCAGCAGCAGCAGCAGCAGCAGCAGUGUUACAGAUGUGGAAGAUCGCAUAAUCCACAGACAUGUCCUGCGCGUAUGUGGCAGUGUUUCAACUGUAAGAAGUAUGGUCAUGUGUCGUCGUGUUGCCGAAGUACGAACGUGCAUAGUUUGCGAGCGGAACCGAAGGAUGUGUCGCUAACACGCAUAUUAGAAGAGAAUACGAUCAGUAAUCCAGAAGUGUGCGUUUUAAAUAUCAACGGUGUAGACAUUGCGUUUGAGAUAGACUGUGGUGCGUGUAAUACGGUAAUACCGGAGAGUGUGUAUCGGAAAGAGUUUGCUAAUGUCGAAUUAGAACAAACACAUUUGCGUUUUAUUACGGCAUCGGGUCAACGUCUGACACCGUUAGGAAAAAUAUGCGUAAACGUAGCGAUAAAAAGUAAAACGGUCCGUCUAGAAGUCAACGUAAUUAAAACAGAAAAUAACGGUAAUCCUUUACUAGGUCGUGAUGCGUUGGAUAUAUUAUUUCCGGAUUGGCGAAAAGGUUUUAAAUUAAAUCAAAUCGAAGCGGACAAAUGGCUUGGAGACAUGAAAAAAAUGUUUCCGAAUCUAACAAACGGAAAUAACAAGGAAACGAUAGAAGGGUUUGAAGCCAGUUUAGUGUUAAAACCUAAUUUUACCCCAAUUUUCCAUAAAGCGUAUUCAGUGCCGUUCGCAUUAAUAGAAAAAGUUGAAGCCAACCUAGAUAAAUUAGUGAAUGACGGUAUACUAGUACCAAUACGUACAUCAGCGUGGGCGAGCCCUAUAGUGGUUGUAGGAAAAAGUGAUGGCUCAGUACGUAUCUGUUUGGAUGGAAAAGCUACGAUAAAUAAAUAUCUUACGGUAGAACAUUACCCAUUACCGAGGAUUGAUGAUAUUUUGGCGAAAAUUGCAAAUUGGACAGUUUUUUGCAAAAUAGACCUAACAGGAGCGUACUUGCAAGUAAAGUUAUCAGAAAAUUCGCAAAAUAUUUGUACUAUAAAUACGCAUAAAGGGCUAUACAAGUACACUAGAAUGCCAUUUGGAGUACAGUCUGCGCCUGCAAUAUUUCAAACAAUAGUAGAUCAAAUAUUGUUAAAGACUAAAGGCAUUGCGUAUAUGGACGACAUACUCGUUGGCGGAGAAAAUGAAAAACAAUGCAUGGAGAAUGUAUGCGAAGUUUUAAAAAGGCUGGAAUUGCAUAAAGUAAAGAUAAACGAAAAGAAGUCGGAAUUUUUUAAAACAGAAAUAGAGUACCUAGGCUACAAAAUAUCAAAGAACGGAAUAACACCAAAUGAGUCAAAAGUAAAAGCGAUUAUUGAAGCACCGGUACCAUCAGAUGUGAUGCAAUUACAAGCGUAUCUAGGCAUGAUAAAUUAUUACAGCAGGUUUUUGCCAAAUCUAGCAACAAUAUUGAGUCCGAUGUAUGAACUUCUACGCAAAGACAAAAAAUAUGUAUGGUCAAAGGAAUGUCAGGAAUCAUUCGAAAAAGCGAAAUCAAUGUUAGUAGAUAACAACGUUUUAGUACCAUUUGAUCCUAAAAAACCUGUUAUUUUAGCAGUAGAUGCAAGUCCUUACGGUUUAGGUGCAGUUUUGUCUCAUGAAAUUGGAGGGGUAGAAAAACCUAUAUAUUUUGCUUCAACAACUCUUUCUCAAGCACAGAGAAAUUACGCACAGGUUCAUAAGGAAGCAUUAGCCGUUGUUUUCGGUGUCCAAAAGUUUCAUAAAUACAUUUACGGAAUCAAAUUCAAACUGGUAACAGAUAACUCAGGCGUCAAAGAAAUAUUCAAACCGUCAAGAACAACUUCGUCUAUAGCAGUAGCUAGGCUGAGCCGAUGGGCAUUGUUAUUAGCCAAUUAUGAAUAUGUGAUAGAGCAUAGGCCAGGAAAAUGUAUGGGUCACGUGGAUGGGUUAAGUAGAUUACCUUUGGCAGAAAUUUUAGAGAUAGAUGAGGAGUUCACACAAUUAAAUGCGAUUUCGUCUUCCUCAAUUAUCGAUAUUGAGUUGGUCAAACAAUUCCAAAAGUCAGAUAGUAUUUUGCAAAAAGUCUACAAAAAUGUUAAGUAUGGAUGGUCGAACAAUGUGAAAUGGGAGUUGAAAGAUUAUGCUAAAGUUAGUAACAGUUUAGCAAUAGAAGAUGGAGUAUUAUUUUUUAACGAUCGAGUAGUAAUACCAGAUAAGCUGAAAGAUAAAAUUGUCAGUCUAUUCCAUGAAAACCAUGAUGGUUUGGUAAGAAUGAAAAUGUCAGCUAGGAAACUCGUGUGGUGGAAAAAUAUAAAUAGAGAAUUUGAGCAGUAUAUAAAAGCAUGUCAAGUCUGUCAGUGUAGACAAAUCGUACCAAAAGAAAUAGUCGCAACCAAAUGGUUGCAAUGUACGCGUCCGUUUCAAAGAGUGCAUAUAGAUUUUUUCUUUUUUGAAAAUAGUACGUUAUUUAUAAUAGUCGAUAGUUUUUCCAAGUUCAUGGAAGUAAAAAUUAUGAAAAGUACUAAGGCAGAAAAUGUUAUAGAGAUGCUAGAAAUAUUUUUUGCAUAUUUUGGGUUACCAGAGGAAAUCGUGUCAGAUAAUGGUCCUCCAUUUAGUUCAGAAAAGUUUUUGUCGUUCUUAAGAGCAAAAGGUAUAAAAGUGAGUAAGUCCCCGCCGUACCACCCACAGUCAAACGGGUUGGCCGAGAGAGCGGUUAGGACAGUAAAAGAUAGUCUAAAAAAGUAUUUGUUGGAUACAAGAUUAAAACCAUUAAGUCUACAAAGGAAGCUGAAUCACUUUCUAAUCAGUUAUAGAAAUAGUCCAUGUACUGUAACUAAAGUCACGCCGUCGGAGAGAGUAUUUUGCUACGUACCACACACAUUAAUAACAAAAGUAAAUCCUAUAAAAGGACACGAAAGACAAAUCUUAACUAAGGUAGAAUCAAGAAGGCAAGUUCCAAUGAUAACAAAUCAUGAUCAGUAUGAAGAAGAGGAAGAAGUGUAUUACAAAAAUCACUUUAAGGAACAUAUGAGAUGGAUUCCAGCAAUAGUCAAAAAGAAAAUAAGUGGUCUAAGAUACUUAAUAAGUCUGAAUGGAGUAAUACGCAUGGUGCAUAAAAACCAAAUAAGGAAAAAGGAUAGUAGGAUGAGUAAGAAUGUAAUUGUAGUACCAACAAAUGUAAAUAUUUCACAUAAAAGGAAAAGGAGUGAAUCAAGUCCUCCACCGUUAAGACGAUCGAAAAGACUGGAAGGACAACCAAGAUUAAAGUAUCCUAGAUAGAAAGUAAACUUCGUUUAAGGGGGAGAAUGUAGUGUCGUAAGUGUAGGUUAGCGUAUAAGCGUAUAGUGUAAGCGUUAGAUGUAAGUAUAUGUAUGUAUGUAUUAGACUAAGAAUAAAGAGUGAGUCGAUAAAUAGCACUCGAACGAGCAACACCUAACUCCAUAAUAGUUGGCGACGAGGAAAAAGCAAACGAAAAGUCAAAUAUUAGUCAUGUCGUUAAUCGGAGAAAUUGAACCAUUUGUCAUGGGCGAAAGCAUCAGGGAGUACUUGGAACGUAUUGAUAUUUUUUUCCAAGUUAACGAGGUGGAAGAUUCAAAGAAAACAGUGAUGUUGUUAACGUUGGGAGGAGCAUCGCUGUAUAGCCUCAUAUCAAAGAUGGUGUUGCCUGAACAGCCAAAGACGCUAAACUACGAGAAGCUGUGCAUUAAGCUGCAAGAGCAAUUGGAACAGAAAGUCAACGUAGUGGCGGAACGGUUCAACUUUAGAAACUGUCUACAAAAAGAUAGUUCUGUUGCGGAGUACAUCGUGGAACUGAAAUCGCUCGCACAAUCGUGUAAAUUCACGUGCUGUCUAAAGGAAAGCUUGCGAGAUCAAUUAGUAGUUGGUGUCCGAGAUGAAGGACUAAGGAAACGUCUUCUUCGAGAGUCCGAGUUAACAUUCGAGAGUGCAGAAAAUAUCGCCAGAACAUGGGAAGCUGCGGAUGAACAAAACGAAACAUUUACAUCGAAAGAGAAACCGAGGGAAAUGGCGGUGAUUAAGUGUGCGCCAAAACGAAGCGUCGGUCCAAAAGUGCACUACCACCGUGGGAACAGUACACCUUUACAUCAACAGAGCUACACGCAUAAGCAGGAGAGCAAGCAGCAGCAGCAGCAGCAGCAGCAGCAGCAGCAGCAGCAGUGUUACAGAUGUGGAAGAUCGCAUAAUCCACAGACAUGUCCUGCGCGUAUGUGGCAGUGUUUCAACUGUAAGAAGUAUGGUCAUGUGUCGUCGUGUUGCCGAAGUACGAACGUGCAUAGUUUGCGAGCGGAACCGAAGGAUGUGUCGCUAACACGCAUAUUAGAAGAGAAUACGAUCAGUAAUCCAGAAGUGUGCGUUUUAAAUAUCAACGGUGUAGACAUUGCGUUUGAGAUAGACUGUGGUGCGUGUAAUACGGUAAUACCGGAGAGUGUGUAUCGGAAAGAGUUUGCUAAUGUCGAAUUAGAACAAACACAUUUGCGUUUUAUUACGGCAUCGGGUCAACGUCUGACACCGUUAGGAAAAAUAUGCGUAAACGUAGCGAUAAAAAGUAAAACGGUCCGUCUAGAAGUCAACGUAAUUAAAACAGAAAAUAACGGUAAUCCUUUACUAGGUCGUGAUGCGUUGGAUAUAUUAUUUCCGGAUUGGCGAAAAGGUUUUAAAUUAAAUCAAAUCGAAGCGGACAAAUGGCUUGGAGACAUGAAAAAAAUGUUUCCGAAUCUAACAAACGGAAAUAACAAGGAAACGAUAGAAGGGUUUGAAGCCAGUUUAGUGUUAAAACCUAAUUUUACCCCAAUUUUCCAUAAAGCGUAUUCAGUGCCGUUCGCAUUAAUAGAAAAAGUUGAAGCCAACCUAGAUAAAUUAGUGAAUGACGGUAUACUAGUACCAAUACGUACAUCAGCGUGGGCGAGCCCUAUAGUGGUUGUAGGAAAAAGUGAUGGCUCAGUACGUAUCUGUUUGGAUGGAAAAGCUACGAUAAAUAAAUAUCUUACGGUAGAACAUUACCCAUUACCGAGGAUUGAUGAUAUUUUGGCGAAAAUUGCAAAUUGGACAGUUUUUUGCAAAAUACACCUAACAGGAGCGUACUUGCAAGUAAAGUUAUCAGAAAAUUCGCAAAAUAUUUGUACUAUAAAUACGCAUAAAGGGCUAUACAAGUACACUAGAAUGCCAUUUGGAGUACAGUCUGCGCCUGCAAUAUUUCAAACAAUAGUAGAUCAAAUAUUGUUAAAGACUAAAGGCAUUGCGUAUAUGGACGACAUACUCGUUGGCGGAGAAAAUGAAAAACAAUGCAUGGAGAAUGUAUGCGAAGUUUUAAAAAGGCUGGAAUUGCAUAAAGUAAAGAUAAACGAAAAGAAGUCGGAAUUUUUUAAAACAGAAAUAGAGUACCUAGGCUACAAAAUAUCAAAGAACGGAAUAACACCAAAUGAGUCAAAAGUAAAAGCGAUUAUUGAAGCACCGGUACCAUCAGAUGUGAUGCAAUUACAAGCGUAUCUAGGCAUGAUAAAUUAUUACAGCAGGUUUUUGCCAAAUCUAGCAACAAUAUUGAGUCCGAUGUAUGAACUUCUACGCAAAGACAAAAAAUAUGUAUGGUCAAAGGAAUGUCAGGAAUCAUUCGAAAAAGCGAAAUCAAUGUUAGUAGAUAACAACGUUUUAGUACCAUUUGAUCCUAAAAAACCUGUUAUUUUAGCAGUAGAUGCAAGUCCUUACGGUUUAGGUGCAGUUUUGUCUCAUGAAAUUGGAGGGGUAGAAAAACCUAUAUAUUUUGCUUCAACAACUCUUUCUCAAGCACAGAGAAAUUACGCACAGGUUCAUAAGGAAGCAUUAGCCGUUGUUUUCGGUGUCCAAAAGUUUCAUAAAUACAUUUACGGAAUCAAAUUCAAACUGGUAACAGAUAACUCAGGCGUCAAAGAAAUAUUCAAACCGUCAAGAACAACUUCGUCUAUAGCAGUAGCUAGGCUGAGCCGAUGGGCAUUGUUAUUAGCCAAUUAUGAAUAUGUGAUAGAGCAUAGGCCAGGAAAAUGUAUGGGUCACGUGGAUGGGUUAAGUAGAUUACCUUUGGCAGAAAUUUUAGAGAUAGAUGAGGAGUUCACACAAUUAAAUGCGAUUUCGUCUUCCUCAAUUAUCGAUAUUGAGUUGGUCAAACAAUUCCAAAAGUCAGAUAGUAUUUUGCAAAAAGUCUACAAAAAUGUUAAGUAUGGAUGGUCGAACAAUGUGAAAUGGGAGUUGAAAGAUUAUGCUAAAGUUAGUAACAGUUUAGCAAUAGAAGAUGGAGUAUUAUUUUUUAACGAUCGAGUAGUAAUACCAGAUAAGCUGAAAGAUAAAAUUGUCAGUCUAUUCCAUGAAAACCAUGAUGGUUUGGUAAGAAUGAAAAUGUCAGCUAGGAAACUCGU